UGCUCUUUGCUAUCUAUGGUCAAGAAAACGUCAGUUUCAGGCGGUUUGUGGAACUAGAUCUUGAAAAACUGAUUUAAAUUAUUUUAGAGUUAUUUCAUGAAUUAAACCUUAUCUUAUAAUUAUGUCUUGGUUAUUCGGGUACAGUACAAAACCUCCUCAGCCUCCUGCUGAUGAUGCCCCAGGAGAUAGCGGAGGCGCAGCCGCGCCUCCAGUUACACUCACUAAAUCUGAGAAAAAAGCGAUGGAGGCUUAUCGGUUUGACUCAAGUGCUCUAGAAAGAGCCGCUCAAGCUGCUAGAGAACUGGAGAAAUCAAGACAUGCCAAAGAUGCAUUGGAACUUAGCAAAUUGCAAGAAGCAACAAAACAGCAAGAGCAAAUGGCUAAAAUUAAAGAAUAUGAAGCUGCCAUUGAACAUGCUAAAAUGGAUCAGAAAAAGAUUGAUUAUGAGGAGAGGCGUAAAACUUUGCAGGAAGAAACAAAACAACAUCAAAUGAGAGCUCAAUAUCAAGAUCAGCUAGCUAAGAAGAGAUACGAAGAACAGUUGGUUCAACAACAAAAGUCUCAGGAAGAAAUUUUGAGAAAGCAAGAAGAAAGUGUCGCUAAACAAGAAGCUUUGCGGCGAGCCACAAUUGAACACGAAAUGGAACUGCGUGAGAAGAACAAAUUGAAAACCAUUGAAGCUGAGGCAAAGGCUCGCGCCAAAGCUGAAAGAGAAAACCGCGACAUCACGCUAGAACAAAUAAGAUUGAAAGCAGCUGAAAACAGAACUACAAUACUGGAAAGUAUAAAAACUGCUGGCAGUGUGGUUGGCACUGGUCUAAAUGCACUAGUUACUGACUGGGAUAAGACAUUAGCUGCUGCCGGAGGAUUAUCCCUUCUUGCUCUUGGAGUUUACACCGCUAAGGGCGCCACAUCGGUGACUGCAAGAUUUAUUGAAGCUAGAAUUGGAAAACCCACCCUUGUAAAUGAAACAUCAAGAUUCUCAAUAUUGGAGGCGCUCAAGCACCCAAUACUAACAGUGGCCAAAGCUAUUGCAAGUUUCAAAAAGCCAUCAGAUGCCCUGACGGGUGUGGUCCUUGCACCAACACUGGAGAACAAGUUGAGAGACAUAGCCAUUGCAACAAAGAACACUCGUUUGAACAAAGGAUUUUACAGAAACUUGCUUAUGUAUGGGCCUCCUGGAACUGGUAAAACUUUAUUCUCGAAGAAACUGGCCAAACAUUCUGGAAUGGAUUAUGCUAUUCUUACUGGAGGUGAUGUCGCUCCAAUGGGUAAAGAUGCUGUGGCUGCUAUUCACAAAGUAUUUGAUUGGGCAAACACCAGUCGGAAAGGAGUACUUCUGUUCAUUGAUGAAGCUGAUGCAUUUUUGAGAAAGCGUUCCUCGGAAAGAAUCAGUGAGGACUUGAGAGCAGCUCUAAACGCAUUUUUGUAUCGCACUUCGGAUCAAAGCAACCGUAUCAUGUUGGUGCUGGCUUCCAACACGCCUCAACAGUUCGAUUCCGCCAUAAACGAUCGUUUGGAUAAGAUGAUUGAAUUCGGUUUGCCUGGCCUCGAGGAGCGAGAGCGUCUCAUCCGUUUGUACUUCGACAAGUUUGUUCUGCAGCCUGCAUCCGAGGGAAAAAGGCGUCUGAGCGUUGAUCAGUUCGAUUACGGCGCGUUGUGUUCAGUGCUGGCUGCGCGGACCGCCGGCAUGUCUGGGCGAGCGCUGUCCAAGCUGGGCGUGGCGUGGCAAGCGGCCGCCUACGCCUCCGACGACGGACGCCUCACCGAACAGAUGUGCAUUGACAUCUGCGACGACGCUGUGAGGGAUCAUCGUCAAAAGAUGGAGUGGCUGUCGGCUGAAGAAAAGUCCCGCAGUAUGAUGCCGUACCUUUUAGAUUUGCCACCGUUAGACGACAAGCCCGAAGUUCAUCAGAAGGCGACAAUCACAGAACUGCCCUCAAAAGAAGACGCUGCCGUCAAAUCAAAAUCUGCAUCCAAAAAGAAGUCGUCCCAGAAAGAAAUGGAGACGGAAAAGUGACAUCUACACCCAAAUAAUGCACCAUCAUUUGCAGAAGCGAUAUAUUCAAACGAUAAUGGCAAUAAUAUGAACUGUGAUAGUAAUAACAAAAUUAUAUACGAUUUCACUAUUACAAAACUACCAAAGUUUAUUGCGUUAACUGAUCGUGACAUGGAAAUACUGCGAUAUUUAUCACAAAAGAAAUAAGAGUUAACUUACGUUCCCUUUUGCUAAAUUUGUAAAAAUGAUAAGCAGUCAAAUAAAAUUAAUAUUAUUGUACAGUGUGUAAUAUUAGAAAGUCUCGGACUGUCAAUAUAAUACAUUUAUUAAGGUUAGGUGAAUCAUCUAUCUAAAAGACUUUUUGUAUUGUCGUAUUAUUAACACGUUCUGAAACGAAUAAUCGACAGAAACGAUAAAAAGCACAAAGACUGCUCGCCGUCUAUAUAUGCUGCUUCACAAAAGCUCAAAAGGCUAUCUGCAUUCCUACUCAUUCAACUAACUUAGGUACAAACUCCUCUUGUAAUAAAGCAUUUAAACAAUGACGUUUUGAAAGCUUUUAACUUCAUGUUUUUACAUAAAGUUUAUACAAAUUUCUUUCUAGAAAGAAAGUCUUUAUACUUACACUAUAUGGUACAUUUUAUCGAAUAUUAAAGUAAUAUAAAUGGAUGUUGUUGUGAAUUAUUUUCGAUAAAACUGGGUAAUGUUAACCAAUUUAGGUAGUCAUAUUUCAGAAAUUAUGUAGUUCCAAACUUUAACUAAAGAUUGUGUUCGGUGGAUUUCUAAUAGUAACAAUCUCCACAGUAACUUAAUUUUAACAUUCUGAAUUAUAAACUAAUGAGCAAGGAAAACAAACAUGCUCACAGUUCUUAUUGUUCAUUAGGAUGUAGUUAUGAGCACAAAUAAUCAUAUAUUUAAGAAUGAAACUAAAAAUGUGCAUUUUCAGUGUAUAGUGUAAUCUAAAGAUGUUGGGACUGGGAGGAAUUGGUUUCAUCUUUGUUUAUGGAUUUGCUUUUAGGGAAAAGUUAAAUACCUAUAUUGAUUGCGAUCGGUGGUCUGGAUAAAGAAAAAAGUAAAUGUUGUCAAAAUCUUUAUUUAACAUCAAAAGACAAGACAAAUGACUACGGUACCAUCGAACGACUUAUUUAGUUAAGUUUGUAGGUCCAACAUGAAAAAUAAUAAAUAAAUUAUUCCGAUUGGAAUAUAAAAUAUAUUUCUUGUUAGUGACCUACAAAAUCGUCAUGAAUGCUUAUUGAUUGAAAGUAAUGAAAGGACAUUAAGUUAGCAUAUGAAUUUUCCUGUUAGUUUUAAUCAUCAAAAAUAAUGUUAAUUGUUACGGAUUUGUUAUUUACUUGUAGUUAAAUUAGAUACAUCUGUCAUGGUA
Messenger RNA from Ostrinia nubilalis (European corn borer), 3380 nucleotides. RefSeq names its product ATPase family AAA domain-containing protein 3A homolog (gene bor). Bases 122 to 2020 code for a protein of 632 amino acids. Gene Ontology annotation, cellular component: mitochondrion. Gene Ontology annotation, molecular function: zinc ion binding; ATP hydrolysis activity; ATP binding. NCBI's taxonomy places the organism in Eukaryota, Metazoa, Arthropoda, Insecta, Lepidoptera, Crambidae. The record is from RefSeq and is a predicted model, not a curated record. The transcript is spliced from 10 exons. Gene Ontology annotation, biological process: mitochondrion organization.